Messenger RNA from Adineta ricciae, 1341 nucleotides. NCBI's taxonomy places the organism in Eukaryota, Metazoa, Rotifera, Eurotatoria, Adinetida, Adinetidae. The record is from the annotation of a GenBank genome assembly.
AUGUCCGUGGAACGUGUAACUGAUGUUGCUUCGAAUGCGAAUGAAGAAGAUUUGUUAAAAUCUAUCGAUCGUCCAGUCGAUGAAUACGCAUAUUGGGAACAACAGAUCGAUGCAGUUUUAUGCACGUUGGUUAAAAAAGGUUUAAUGAAUCUUCAUCAACUUCGUCAUGGUGUUGAAUCCAUUGACAAACCUCUUUAUAAUAAACUAAGCUAUUACGAACGAUGGACAAUAUCCAUUGCAAAGCAUUGUUUAGAAUCAGGUUUAUUGACACAAAAUGAUCUAAAUCAAACGUAUGGUUCGCCAUUGUGUUCAACAGACGAGCAACUAUUUCAUGUUGGAGAUUAUGUACGUGUUCAACAUGAAAAUUACGCGACAAGAUGGAUUAAACCACAUUUACGCACUCCAGGUUAUAUUUAUGGAAAAACGGGAGUUAUUGAAAAGUUUUGUGGAGUUUUUCAAAAUCCGGAAUACUAUGCAUAUGAAAACAAUGAUGCAAAUCAAGAACAUCGACAACCUCUCUAUCGAGUGCGAUUUAAUCAAAAAGAUGUUUGGAAUGAUUAUCAAGGAAACGACAAUGAUACGAUUGAUAUCGAAAUUUAUCAACAUUGGUUAUUGCCUGUGUCGAAAUCGGAUUUAACAGAUGAAAAGAAGGAAGAGCAUUUACAUCGUCAUCAUCAUCACCAUCAUGAUCAUCAUGAAGAUGAACAUCAUGAUCAUGUUCAUGAAGAACGAAAUAUAAUCGAACAAAGAGCGAUUGAUCGUGAAGGAAAUCCUUCGUCAAUUCAACAUUUAGCUGAAUCAUUAAUUAAUUCACUGAUUGAGAAAAAGCUUCUCAAUUAUAAUGAAUUAAGAAAACAGAUAGAAACCAUUCAGAUGGCUGGAACGAAUUCAAAAGGUGCAGAACUUGUUGUCGAAGCUUGGUUAAAUCCAACAUUUAAGGAAAAUCUGCUGAAAGAUCCAACAAAUACCAUAAAGCAGUUUUUAAAUUUUAAUGAUUUCAGUACAAAUAUGUGUGUCGUGGAAAGUACCGAUGAGAUUCAUAAUCUGAUCGUUUGUACACUCUGUUCAUGUUAUCCACGGCAAUUACUUGGUCUUCCACCUGGCUGGUACAAAUCAAGAUCAUAUCGAACUCGUGCGCCGAGAAAUCCUCGACAAGUGUUGAAAGAAUUCGGAACGGAAAUACCUGAACAUGUGAAAAUACAAGUUCAUGAUAGUACAGCAGAUUUACGGUAUUUAGUGCUUCCGCGUCGACCGAAGGAAACUGAAGGUUGGUCGAGAGAACAACUAAUUCCAUUGGUUACUCGGGAUGCGAUGAUCGGGGUGUCGGAAGUCAAACUUUAG